This is a messenger RNA of Clupea harengus (Atlantic herring), 1006 nucleotides long. It is a transcript of the gene pdcd5, whose product is annotated as programmed cell death 5. Lineage: Eukaryota; Metazoa; Chordata; Actinopteri; Clupeiformes; Clupeidae. The record is from RefSeq and is a predicted model, not a curated record. Gene Ontology annotation, cellular component: nucleus; cytosol. Gene Ontology annotation, molecular function: DNA binding.
UUGGAUUGGUAGGACUGGGAUGUUUUUUUCUGUUGUCGAUUAGUCUGCCCUAGAUUUCAGUACCCAGUGCCCAGCCCUCAAGCCGAUACCGUAUCCGUCUUGUACAGAGAAGCUGUCCUGUAAAGUAACAUUUUUGUUUAAGAAUUGCUCUUAAGCACGUCUAAUUAUUCUUAGAAAUGGCAGAUGAAGAACUGGAAGCCCUCCGACGGCAACGAAUGGCUGAACUUCAGGCAAAACAUGGGGCUCUAGCAUGGAAUCCAAUGGACCCGAAUUCCUCUAAUGAUCCGCAGGCCCAACAAGAAGCCCAGCAAAGGGAAACAGACAUGAGAAACUCCAUAUUGGCUCAAGUGCUAGACCAGUCUGCAAGAGCCAGAUUAAGUAACCUGGCGAUGGUGAAGCCAGACAAGGCCAAAGCAGUGGAGAAUUACCUCAUACAGAUGGGUCGCAUGGGACAGCUGGGGGGAAAGAUUUCAGAAUCUGGUUUGAUCGAGAUCCUUGAAAAAGUCAGUCAACAAACAGAUAAAAAGACAACUGUGAAGUUCAACAGACGGAAGGUGAUGGACUCGGAUGAAGACGAUGAUGACUGACUGCAGCCAGAUGACCUCCCUGGUGGGAGAGUUACUAGUUAGAACUGUUCAAAGAUGGCUGUCUGUGACCUGCCUAAUGCUUGUUUUGGGGAGCAUCCUUUUGGACAGACAACCACACCCACCAGAACACAGCAACAGGACAGUUUUGUUUAGCUCACUUAUUUCUCCAUUAUCACCAUGUCUGACGGUUGAUUUUCUUUCUGCCAUAAGAAGCAAAGCAAAUGCAGUCUUGUUUCUGCAAUUCUGCAUCUACAUUUCCCCCAGAGACUCUUUCAAGAAUACAGUACACCAUUCAGAGUUAGCAUCAUACUGGACAGAUACCUUGGAAUCAAUUGCUAUAUUUUGUUGUUGUUUUCUUUUUUCUGCUGUUGUGUAUGUGCUACAGUUUACAUAAUAAAAAGCCUUAAACAUGUUCAAAA